Molecule: messenger RNA, 1156 nt
Organism: Moneuplotes crassus
Lineage: Eukaryota; Ciliophora; Spirotrichea; Euplotida; Euplotidae
Source: the annotation of a GenBank genome assembly
GCGUAAUUCAAUGGCAUCAGUGAAUGAGUCUCCAUUAAUUAAACUGGCGAGCGUUCGACCUGAUGAAACUGCUCCUGAAGAAAGAUCUUUAACAACUUUGAAAGACGAGAAAGGAGAGGUUUCUCCUAAAAUUUGGGUUCCUUUAUCUUUAGUAGUUGCUGUACUUUAUGCUGUUGCUAAUAUUUCUGUUAGUUACAUUGCACAGUAUAGGCAAAAAGCAAUUGCUCUUCAAGCAGUUGGAAGCCUUAUUGGUAAUCUUAUCCCACUUAUUGCGAUAUCUAUAUAUUCAAAGAAACGAGAAAAAGAUCAACACCAACAGACUGGGGGUUACCUUAAAUGGUUAUACGAUGUCUUCUUGUUCAGAAAGAUUGAUGGAGAUGGAAACUAUGUUCCCAACCAGUGGACAACUCAGAUUCAAUGGAAAAGAGUUGUAGUCUCUGCUUGUCUUCUUUUGUUUGGGUUUAUUUCUUAUCUAAUAUUUAUCUUAAGCUACAGUUUUGCAGGUAUUGCUCAUUUGAAUACAGGAGUGCUGAUGUCUAUUUAUUCUGUAAAGCCUGUGGUAUCUUCAAUCAUAUUCUUUUUGGUAUUCAAACAGGCUUUGAAAUCGUAUGAAUUUAUUGCAAUGGUGUUCUGUAUUGCUGGAGCCUUGAUAAUUGGAUUAUCAAGUGAUGAUCAAAUUGUAGAUCGUACAGGAGAAACCGCCAAAACUUAUUGCAUACUUGCGUGUUCAACUUUGUGUAUUUCCUUGGUGCUAACAUGAGUGAGGGCAGCCAUUUUGAAAUACUUCUUCGGGACUGCCAAAGAAGUUAACAUCUCUGCCUUUUUCAACUUUAUCGGAGUGUUUAGUGACAUCGUGUUCCUAAUUUAUUUCAUAAUUUUAGAAGUAGAAGGGUUUGAUUUCACUCUUCAUGAAUACAUUGCUGCAACUGCUGGUGGGAUCAUCUUCAGCGUGUCUAGAUACUUGAUAGCUUAUGUAAAUGUAAGAGGCAAGGCAGGUGUAGCCGAUGCUCUUAUUGAGACAUCUGUGAUCUACCAGACUGUACUUGAGAUUGCUCUAUUCUCAAGGUUCCCGAACACUUUUCAAUAUAUUGGCCUCAUUUUGGGAUUCGGAGCAACUCUGUUUUUGAUAUUUUGCAAUCAUGUAAAGAUGAGUUAA